UAUAAGCUGCAAAAUUUGUUCCAUUUAGAACACCAAACAAAUUACCAUGGACACAUUCAGAACGUUGUGGCUCUUAAUCGGACUGCUUGCAGUCUUCUUGGAAACUGGAGUCGAUUCGUUUAUUAACUUACCAUUCGAUAAAAAAGAAGCAUCGGAAAAAAAUGCGGUUCACAGUGUUACAACCACUCGUUCUGUGGUGAUUGAAAAAAAAUCCACAACUUUCAAGAAGAAAUGCUGGUCAGAUUUAAAAGAUGAAAAAGCAUUGAGUAUAAAUACAUUGGAGAUGUGUCAUAAAAAUGGUUAUAACGUAGAAGGCUUAUACGUCAUACCAGAAUUUUUGAAACUCCUUAAUUCAUUAAACCGUGAACAACGCAAUAUGGCUUCUAAAAUCAGUUAUCCCAGAGAUUACAGUUUGUCUAUCAAGAACAAUGACGAGUUUGAUAUUAUCAUAGUGGGUUGUGGGGCUGCAGGAUCGGUUUUGGCAGCUAAACUUAGUAACGAAAAGGACUUGAAUGUUUUGGUAUUGGAGGCCGGAGGUACGCCACUUAUGAAAUCUGAGAUACCCGGAUUAUGGGCCAGUUCGAUUCGUUCUGAGAUGGAUUGGAAAUAUACCGCACAAGAAGAUGAUACAUUUGGCCAGGGCUUAGAAAACAAACGUGUCAAUAUUAUUCGAGGAAAAUGCUUAGGAGGAACUACGGCAUUAAAUACAAUGUUGUAUGAUCGAGGUAUUGAAUCAGAUUAUACUAAAUUUGAAUCGGCAGGUUUAACCAAAUGGAGUUGGGAAGAUGUUUUGAAAUACUAUAAACGAUCUGAAGACUGUAAGUUCGAGGUAAUCACCAAACACGAAACCGUGAGUAAAUCACAUAGUGUUGGUGGUAAAAUGUCUGUAGAUUCCUUCCGUAACACAAGAACUGUUAAAAUCAGAGAAGUCUAUUCUAAGGCGUUAAAUUCGUUAAAUUAUAAUACAUUAGACUUUUUAUCUGUGAAGAACCACAAAGGUUUCGCUUCAUCUGUCGCUAUCGUUAAAGAUGGUUUCCGUGUCAACGCAGCGAAAGCCUUUUUGAAAAAUGCUAACAGAAAGUAUAACCUAAAAAUAUCAGCCAGGUCUUUAGUCAAAAGAGUAAUAUUUGAAGGCAAAAAAGCUGUAGGCGUAGAGUUUGAAAAUUCAGUUGGAGAACUAAUUCAAGUUAAAAGCAAGGAUUGCGUUAUAAUGAGUGCUGGUCCGAUAGGAUCUCCAAAACUACUCUUGCAGUCAGGUGUUGGCCCAAAGGCUUUACUCGAUACAUUGGGUAUUCCCGUGGUCGUGGAGAAUAAUAAUGUCGGUUUGAAUUUACAAGCGCAUCCAAAUUUCUUAGGUAUAGUUGUUAAAUUUGAAAUACCGCCGAUUAAGUCAUAUUCUAUCAGUGAAAUGGUCUUUGAAUACAUAAUGAAGCAUACUGGACCAUUAGCCACAAUAGGGAUGUGCAGUUUUACCGGUUUUAUAGAUAUCGAUGGUAAUGGUAUUCCRGAUAUUCAAAUAUUCUUUUACUAUUACUCUCAGGAUGAUACUAUAUUCAUGCCUUCGCAAUUGGACGCUUUUAACUUUAACGAUAACAUUACGGACCAGAUAAUCGACAUUAAUGAUGAAAACGAUGUUAAAAUUAUCGGUAUUUCACUGCUUCGUCCGAAAAAUACUGGUAAAGUGACUAUAAAUAAGACUUGUGGUGGUGACGAAUAUGAACCAAUUACAGAAUUUGGCUCUUUGGACAACGAAGAUGUUGAAACUCUAUUGAAAGCUAUUCAAUGGGUAAAAAAGCUUGUACAAUCAGAAGCGUUUAAACAAUAUGGACCACAAAUCGUACCUUUAAAAUUCGAGGGUGGCCCAGAGCCGAAUGUGGACAGUGAUGAAUAUUGGAAAUAUGCCAUCAAACAAUUAACGAUAAUGAAUAUUCAGAUGACUGGUACAUGCUCCAUGGCAACAGAACCUUCAAAAGGCGUUGUUGACGAAGACCUUGGGGUCUUUGAUACCGACGGCUUGAUGGUCGUGGAUUCUUCUGCACUUCCAAUAAUGUUCAGUGCUGAAAGUUGUGCUCCGACCAUUAUGGUCGCAGAGAAAGCUUCUGAUAUCAUAAAGAAAAAAUUGGGAUGCGAUGAUGAYGAAGAAAACGAAUAACCAUCAAAUGAUAAUUCUGAAUAAAAUUACCUACCAACCUUUAUAAAAUAUACUUUAAAGUCAAACGAGAGAACUUGAUUCCUAAUGAGUAUUGUAAUAAAUGUUAAUAAAAUGCAAUUGCAGUUAAUGUUAUAUAGUGAGAAUAUUAAAUAUCAUAUUGUACCAAUUAUA
This is a messenger RNA of Diuraphis noxia (Russian wheat aphid), 2323 nucleotides long. RefSeq names its product ecdysone oxidase-like. Gene Ontology annotation, molecular function: oxidoreductase activity, acting on CH-OH group of donors; flavin adenine dinucleotide binding. The record is from RefSeq and is a predicted model, not a curated record. NCBI's taxonomy places the organism in Eukaryota, Metazoa, Arthropoda, Insecta, Hemiptera, Aphididae.